CAAAAUGGUUGAUGACGUCAUGAACAACAUAUGUUUGUUGUUUGUUUUCGUUUUCACGUGAGUGUUGAAAGUGCCGCCUUAACACCCUUAACCAGAUAAUACUAAGUCAAAUUUAGACUUAUAAUGACAAUUCGUGACGGCGUGGAAAAUUCGAAUUAUGAGCCUACGGAGCAACCGAUAAACAGUAGCAGUUAUGGAACGUUUUAUCCUGAUAAUGAGCCAACAGGUUCAGAUGAGUUCGCAUACGUUGAAUUCAGUGGGAAAGACGGGAGAACUUGCCCAACAUGUAAAGGCACAGGAAGAAUCGCAAAAGAACAAGAAGAUGAAUUGGUUGCACUGAUCCCUUACAAUGACCAACGUCUCAAGCCCCGUAGAACAAAGUGUUACGUUGUUCUUGCGAUAAUAAUUUGCCUCAUUGGAUGCGGUUUAACUUUGUUCUUUCUUCUUCCGAGAGCCGUGACGAUCAAAGAAGAUGGAAUUGUUAAUUUUACUGUUUGUCUCAACACAAAUAUGUCUUCAACAGUUAUAACUGUUAAGAAUCGUUUUAACAUCACAAACUCAAAUUUUUUCCAAGUUGAAAUUUCCAAAGUGAAUGUAGAAGCCUUCUUUGACCAGGUGUCGGUAGGUACCGGGAAAAUGAAGGUAAGUCCAUUAUAUGUGAGUGCGCGUACCACUGCUCCAUUAGUUGUUGAAGUAGUCACAAGGUUUAAUAAAGAGAACCAGCUAGAGUUUAUGUGUAAAUUGUGUACCAAUCCAAAGAGAAAGGUUCAUGACAUUGUGAUAAAGCUUCAAGCAACACUUACCACAUCAUACCUUCAACAUUCUGAACAGAAUUCGUUGGCCACAUACAAAUAUAUUGAUUGUAGUGCCAACAAUAUCAAUUCUGCGUGUCAUACUUGAGAAUUCCGAUGAUGUUUGACUAUGUGACAGCAUCAUUUUCGGGUCAAUUUAUCUUUUUCUUCAUUUCCAUCCUCUAUAUUACAUCAGAUGUUUAACUAAUACUCUACUGUACUUCUGUAUUGCUAUUGGAUAUAUUUUAACCUACACAAUUAAAGUUACCUACACAUUACUUUAACUAGUAGAUUCUAUUUCAUAUGCAUGAAAUCAUAUGAUACUGCAUGCUAGGAAUUUUAUAAGACCUUUUAGAAAAUUGGGACUUAAUCCUGGGGUGUGGUAUCACUUAUAUCUUUCUCUCUUUUACCCAAAUCCAAUCUUUUUGCCCCUAAAUUUCAUUUUUCCAUAUGAAACUUUUGCUAUUUUUCUCUACUUCUUACAUCCUCUAAAAGAAACCUUAAUGGGUUAAAAGAACCUUUUCAUUUACAGAGCAAAAAUAAUAAUUGUAUUCCGUACUUAACUACAGUGCAAAUUUUCCUUCAACUUUGGGCAUCAGAUGUUUUGCAAUUUCAAACAUUCGAAAUAUAGUAGGGUGGGAGAAGAUGGGACACCUUUUCAUUCCAUUUUUUUCGUUUCAUUUGUCAGUGAACAAAGAAAAUUCAAAAAAUUAUAAAGCCCUAUCCUCACAACUCCCAUGGACUGUUGCAAAUUGUUUAAAACACGAUCAUGAUAUUAAGAUAUUAUGUGCUAAAAGUGUCCCAUCCUUCUAUAUCUUAAGUUAUAUUCUGCCUUCACCUGUGAACUAAUUACGUAUUUUGUUCACAGUUUGGCACUGUGUGGUAUCUAUCAUACAGGAUAGCGUUAUCCUAUUAACUGUAGGUUGUAUAAUUUGUUGCUUAAACUGUGUACAGUUUUGUAAAAUAGUUGCAUAUAUUGUCUAUAUCUCAUAAACUGUUUUGGCAUUAGAUUUAUUUGUUUUAUAAAAAUGCAGGUGUUAUUCUUUUA
Messenger RNA from Ciona intestinalis (vase tunicate), 1839 nucleotides. NCBI's taxonomy places the organism in Eukaryota, Metazoa, Chordata, Ascidiacea, Phlebobranchia, Cionidae. The record is from RefSeq and is a predicted model, not a curated record.